AUGGAGGGUUAUGAUGUACCUUGCCAAAAUGUAACUGUGUAUGCAAGUGAUGAAAAUUCAAACAAAUUGGUGAAGACCGUGCUGCUUAGCCUUAUAGACCUUGCUGUAGUGCUCGGUAACAGCCUGGUGAUAACCGCCGUAUUUACAACCCGGAAACUGAGGACGGUAACGAAUAUUUUCAUUGUGUCGCUAGCGUGUGCGGACUUAUUACUCGGGUUUGCGGUGUUGCCGUUCUCAAUCUCGGUGGAAGUGGACGAGUGGUUGUGGGGCCAGGUUUGGUGCAGCAUGUGGCUGGCCAUCGAUGUCUGGCUUUGCACUGCCUCCAUCCUCAGCCUCUGUGCAAUAAGCUUUGACCGCUUUAUCGCCGUGACCCAUCCAAUCAGGUACCCGACAAUUAUGUCGCCGUCUCGUGGUAGAUGGCUUGUCGCAUCUGUUUGGAUUUUAUCAUUCAUGAUAUGCUUGCCGCCUCUGCUCGGUUGGAAUGAAAGCACACUUAACGAACCUUCGUCGUCCAUUCUCACUGAGUUGAAUAAAAAAGUCACUUGUGAACUAACUGCAACUACUGGAUACAGAAUUUACGCCGCACUUGGCUCGUUCUUCAUCCCUAUGCUUGUCCUGGUAUUUUUCUACUUUAGAAUAUAUCUAACGGCCGUAAGAACUGCAGCUUCAAUUCGCAAAGGCGUGCUGACGACAAAGAUUAGCAAUGAUAUUUCACAGCCGAAUGGAUACGGAGAAGAUGAAAUUCAUCUACGGGUUCAUCGUGGGGGCAGCACCUCAUCCUCACGUAAAUCAGCGAAACAUUGUGACUUAGGAGCUAGCUGCAGGACAAUUAAUAGCGAUGCAACGGCGCGAUCUCCAAGAUAUGUCGCUCAUCGAACUGACAUCGAGUCAAGUGAACGAUCAGAUUUUAAUUGUAACAAAGAUGACAAUUUAGUGGAAACAAAUUGGGAAAAUGAGACGAGAUUAAAUGGCGUUUCCCGCAUAAAUACUGUUUUCUUGACAGUUGCGAGACAAAUUUGCAAAUCGAAGAGAAAGCCAGGCAAAUUGACAAGUGAUCGUACCCAACAGGAACUGUUAAACAAACACAACGACAAUGGACUCCCAGCUGUGAGCGGACUUACACCAAAUAAUUUUCCUCCAGCGUCGAAAUCGUCCUCGCCAAAAUCUCCUAGACGUAAACUGUUAAUUAGAGAAACAAAAGCUAUUUCGGUGAAAUGCCAUGCAAGGAAGUUUAAACGAGAGGCAAAAGCUGCAAAGACAUUAGCAAUAAUUGUAGGAGCUUUCAUAAUCUGCUGGUGUCCUUUUUUUACAAUAUACCUCAUGGGAGCGUUUUGUCACGAAUGCGUAAGUGAAAUGGUUUUUGCCGUAUUCUUCUGGCUCGGAUAUUGUAAUUCGGCUUUAAACCCGUGUAUUUAUGCGCUCUUCGCCAGGGAUUUCCGUUGUGCAUUCAAACGGUUACUUCUUUGUCGCCGACGAAAGGGAUUUACGCGUGCAGCAAGGGCAGACUUUAUUAUCGGUAUUACGAGCAAUCGAUAUGGUGGCCCACAUCAUGAAAAGGACAGCGGCGAGUUAGCAUAUUAA
Messenger RNA from Mya arenaria, 1581 nucleotides. Its product is annotated as octopamine receptor 1-like. The record is from RefSeq and is a predicted model, not a curated record. Gene Ontology annotation, biological process: adenylate cyclase-activating adrenergic receptor signaling pathway. Lineage: Eukaryota; Metazoa; Mollusca; Bivalvia; Myida; Myidae. Bases 1 to 1581 code for a protein of 526 amino acids. The transcript is spliced from 2 exons. Gene Ontology annotation, cellular component: membrane. Gene Ontology annotation, molecular function: G protein-coupled amine receptor activity.